GUAUUCAUAUUAAUGCUAUACUUUAUAUGUAAUAAUUUCGGUAUCUGGUAAAAAAAAAAUUGUUUAAAGAAAGCAAGAAAACCAAUAUUUAAAUUUUAAAACCAUGGAAAAAUCAAACAAAACUGGACAAAUUAAUAGCGCAGUUCAAAAUAAAAUAUCUGAUCUAGAAAACCGACUAAAAAUAAGCGUACAAGAGGCAGAAAAGCACGAAAAAUUAUUAAAAAUAACUCUUGAAAAAGCACGCAAAUCUGAAGAAGAAGUUGAUCGUCUGCAAAAAGAACUUAAUAAUUUAGAUGAUGAACUUGAAAGCUCAGAAAGCAAACUCAAUACGCUGAUUAAGCGCUUACAUGAAGCUGAAAAACAAGCUGAAGAAAGUGAGAGGGCAAGGCGUGUUCUUGAAAGUCGAGGUCAAACAGAUGAUGAAAAGUUAUCUAAACUACAAUCGGAACUUGACGAUGUUAUGUCAAAAAACUCUGAUGUUGAAAAUCGUUAUGAACAAAUUGCAAAAGAGAUAAAAGAAUUAGAGAAAAAAAUGGAUGAAGAAGACAAUAGAUGUACUGCAGCUGAAAAAAAAGUCAAAGAGCUUGAGCGUGAAGUAAUUGAUGUAGGAAAUACUCUGCGCACAAUGGAGGUUAAUGAGACUCAAGCAUCUGAAAGAGAAGAUAAGUUUUCAACACGACUUAAUGAUCUUACGUAUAAAUAUAACGAUGCUGAACUCAAAGCACAGAAAUAUGAAGCUCAAGUGAAAACUCUUGAAACAACUUUAGCAAAGUUAGAAGAUCAAUUAAAAGUUGAGAAAGAUAUGUACAAUCGUGUGAAGAAUGAUCUCGAUCGUUUGUUAGCUGAAAUACAACAAAUGAAUGUCUAGUAAUUCAGAAAUUAAUAGUUAUUUGAAGUUGUGAGUUCAUCUAAAAAUAAACUUUUUUUUUUUUUCAUUCAUCUAGAAAUUUACACUACAUGAAUUGGUUUUAAAAUUUAAGGGCAUAAAAAGUACAACACAUUAGGACUUUUUUUUGUUUGAAACAGUCUAGUAAAUAUUUUCAACUUUGUUAACCAUAUAAAAAUGUAUUUAAUUAUUAACCGCUGUAUAUUGGGUACGAUUGGAAACUAAUCACGAUAUUCUUUUAGUGUUAUAACUUUUUUUAUGUAUUUAUUGUUGAACUGUCAAUAUAAUUGUAUUUAAUGCUUUUUUUACUUGAGAUUUUAAAAAAAGUUAUUUACUUAUCUUUUGUAGUUUCUGUUUAACUGAUUUAAUUGCAGAACCUUAAAAUUUUUCUUAAUUCAAGAA
Molecule: messenger RNA, 1288 nt
Organism: Hydra vulgaris (swiftwater hydra)
Lineage: Eukaryota; Metazoa; Cnidaria; Hydrozoa; Anthoathecata; Hydridae
Product: tropomyosin-1
Biological process (GO): actin filament organization; muscle contraction
Cellular component (GO): actin filament
Molecular function (GO): syntaxin binding; actin filament binding
Source: RefSeq, a predicted model, not a curated record